AUGGGCAACAGAAAGAUAGCAAUCAUUGGCGCUGGCCCAGCUGGAUGCUUGUUAGCAAGACUUCUUCAUCUCGCAGGAACAGAAGUGACUGUCUUUGAAGGCGAAGAUCACCCAAACUUCCGAUCCCAAGGAGGUACUCUGGAUCUACACACAGCCACAGGCCUAGCAGCUCUCAAGGAAGCCAAGGUCUUUGAUGAGUUUCUCAAGCACGCUCGAUAUGAUGGUCAAUACAUGGCCAUCGUAGACAAGAAUUUGGAAUACCAUCUCGAACGAAAUGCGGUCGGAAAAUACAACAAGAUCGAAGAACGCCCCGAGAUUGAUCGUUCUAGUCUCCGAGAGAUCCUGUCAAAUUCCCUACCCGAGGGUAUGAUCAAAUGGGGUUACCAUCUCAAAAAGGUGGAAGGUCGAUCCCUUGUCUUUGACCACACUACAGUCGACGGAUUCGAUCUCAUCGUAGGCGCAGACGGCGCGUGGAGCAAAGUACGAAAGGAAAUCGAUCCAAGUCUCAUUCCGGAAUUUGCUGGUAUCGGAAUGUUCGAGUUGGAGAUCACAGACGCCGAGAACAACGCCCCAGAGCUGUCUAAGCUGGUGAACCGAGGAAGUGUCUUUGCCAGCACGGAUGGUAACCGCACAAGUAUUCAACAGAUGGGCGAUGGCAGUCUGAACAUGUACUGCAGUUUUGUUACGGACAACCCGGACUGGUUCAAGCCAGAGAACUGCGGCUUCAACCCCCAUGAUUUGAAGGAGACAACGAAGGCCUUACUCGAGACGAGGUACAAAGAUUGGGACCCUCGUCUCCAACAGGCAAUCGAAUUAGCGAAUGGCCGUUGCAACCCGCGGUCACUUUUUAUGCUUCCCGUUGGCAGUAAAUGGGAACACAAGCAAGGCCUAACUCUCAUCGGCGACGCGGCUCAUCUCAUGACACCUUAUGCUGGCGAAGGCGUCAACCAGGCUCUCGACGAUGCGAUGCUACUUGCCAAAGCCAUCAAUGGAGCGGUUGGUAAAGGCGACCAAGAACUGGACAAGGCGAUCAAGAGUUUCGAAGAGGUCAUGUUUGCGCGUGUCGGUCCAGUUCAGGAACUCACAUGGGGAUUGCUACAGGACUGGAUGUAUACACCUGGAGCACCCAAGGCUGUCAUGGCAAAGUCAAUAAGCAGACAUGUUAGACAGCGGUUGCCAUGGGUGCUUCAGCCGUUGGGUGUGGCGGCUGUGCAUGGUUAUUAUUUCCUGAAGAACAAGAACUUGGUUAGUUGA
Fusarium pseudograminearum CS3096 is the source of this 1254-nucleotide messenger RNA. RefSeq lists its product as uncharacterized. The record is from RefSeq and is a predicted model, not a curated record. The transcript has 2 exons. The coding region runs from base 1 to 1254 and encodes 417 amino acids. Lineage: Eukaryota; Fungi; Ascomycota; Sordariomycetes; Hypocreales; Nectriaceae. Gene Ontology annotation, molecular function: FAD binding.